AUGGAGCCAGCCAAUAUCUUGUUGCGAUUGGUAGCUUUGAUGCUACUGAUCUUCCCAACCAAUGCAUUCUACUUCUACAGCAAUGGCGGAGAACGGAAAUGUUUUCACAAAGAGCUGUCAAAAGGGACUCUGAUCCAAGGUAAAUAUGACGUCCAAACUUACGAUGAUAGUGCAGAUGGCUACAGGCCUGCAACUCCUAAUGAACUGAAUGUAGUCAUUGAUAUUGAAGAGGUUUUUGAUGAUAACCAUCGUGUUUCUAAUCAAAAGGGCUCACCAACGGGCGAUUUUACUUUUAUUGCCCUUGAAUCGGGUGAGCAUAAAAUAUGCCUACAGCCUCAAGCGCAAGGAUGGCUAGCUAAGGUUAAAACUAGGAUCAACAUCGACUUUGAAAUUGGCUCAGAAUCUAAGUUGGAUACAAAAAAGAAAAGUGCAGUUCAGUCUUUGCAGAAUAAAGUGCAAAUUCUGAAUGAGAAGGUUGAAGAAAUCAGAAGAGAGCAGGACUUAGUCAGAGACCGUGAAGCUAUGUUUAGAGAUGCUUCGGAAUCAGCAAAUUCUCGUGCUAUGUGGUGGACUAUUAUUCAGAUUAUUGUAUUGAGUGUUACCUGUGCAUGGCAAUUGAGACAUCUUCGUACCUUUUUUGUCAAGCAAAAAAUUCUAUAA
This is a messenger RNA of Lachancea fermentati, 660 nucleotides long. Lineage: Eukaryota; Fungi; Ascomycota; Saccharomycetes; Saccharomycetales; Saccharomycetaceae. The record is from the annotation of a GenBank genome assembly.